Messenger RNA from Rhizoctonia solani, 1167 nucleotides. Its product is annotated as carbohydrate esterase family 12 protein. Bases 1 to 1167 code for a protein of 388 amino acids. The record is from RefSeq and is a predicted model, not a curated record. The transcript is spliced from 8 exons. Gene Ontology annotation, molecular function: hydrolase activity. Lineage: Eukaryota; Fungi; Basidiomycota; Agaricomycetes; Cantharellales; Ceratobasidiaceae.
AUGCCUUGCGCUAGGCAAUUGCCAAGUAUCUACUGGGCUGCUCCCUUCCCAAAGAAUAAUCAGGAACGCUUAAUUCACCAAGCUCCCAUUCGACAGAAUCUCACGUUUGAGCAGAAGUUAGAUGUUAUCGACUAUUACCAUCGUUUUGAAGGACACCUUACACUUGAGGCUAUGGUCCCUGUUCUUCGCAAUGCGGGGUACUCAACAAUUUGUGCAACCACAAUCCGUCGUUGUGUAAACGAUGAAGAAAAAAUUCGGCGACUUGUCUCAGAAGACCCAAGUCGGCUACACUCCAAACGCGAGCUGAUGGUCGCUCACCCACAAGUUGAGAAUGCCCUCAAGCACUGGAUGCGCGUGAUUGCUACCUGGACAGCUCUUUUCUCCAUUUUUUCUCUUGCCGCUGCAGCAGCCGUUCCCAGAGGCGAACUUGGUGAUUUAAUUGUAGAACUUACGCAGGCAGAGAACCAAUGGAAGAAAGGAUGGCUCAACACAUCAUACGUGCUCGCUGGAGACUCUACCACAGCCAAUGGAACCACCCCUAACUCGGGCGGGUGGGGCAACGGAUUCUGCGCGAGCCUCGUUCCAGGGACACCGUGUAUUAAUCGGGCUAGAAACGGAGCGACAACGGUCAGCUUCCGCGAUGGAGGGAACUGGAACCUUACGAUUGAAUCCGCUAAAGCUGAGGUCGCGAACGGGCGGAAGACAUGGGUAACUAUCCAAUUUGGUCACAAUGAUAUGAAAGUCAUGACUGCCGAGGCGAUGGGGGUAAACUUGGCAACAUUUGUAGAUGAAGUUCGAGCGGCCGGCGCAGAGCCCAUUUUGAUCACUUCCCUGACACGACGGAACUUUAAUGCGGAUAAUAUCACCUUAAAUGAUACACUUGAGCCUUGGGCAAACGCGACGAUUGCAAUUUCUCAAGAGAAAAAGACGCCAUUGCUCGACCUACACAAAUGGUCGAUGUGGUAUGUCGAGAAGAUAGGGCCUGAUGCUGCUCACCGGCUAAAUCGACUACCCGAUGACAACACGCAUCUCAACACAAAUGGAACAACCGUGUUCGGCAGGAUGGUUGCAGAUUUAAUGGCCAUCGAAUUAUUACCUGAAAUUGGGCCGAUUUUGCCGAAUAUCUCGCUGUCGUUGCCCAUUUGGUUCGGAAAGGCUGUGUAUUAA